AUGACUCUGACUCCGUUCCAGCAGUCUGUCUUUGCCUUGGUCCGCAGCGUCCCUACCAGCCGCGUCACCACGUACGGCGAGCUUGCGCGAGUGACAGGCGGCAGUGCGCGAGCGGUGGGCCAGUGCAUGCGGAGGAACCCACUCGCACCGGAUUCGGGGUGCUCGCCCGCUGAUGAGCGGGCGCUGUUGGAGGAGGAGGGCGUUCACUUUGAGCCAGACGGGGAGCGAGUCUCGGAGGCGUCGCUGCAUCGCUUUGAAAGCAAUCCUGAGCGAAAGCGAAAGAGGGCAGAGUCGGCCGGCACGCGGGUCGAGCCGCUCGACGCUCAAAUCGAGGCGACUAUCCUGGCCCUCCUUCGCGAGCGAGGCGCCGACAAGACCUGCUGA
This is a messenger RNA of Emiliania huxleyi CCMP1516, 384 nucleotides long. RefSeq lists its product as hypothetical. Lineage: Eukaryota; Haptophyta; Isochrysidales; Noelaerhabdaceae. Gene Ontology annotation, molecular function: catalytic activity. The transcript is spliced from 2 exons. Bases 1 to 384 code for a protein of 127 amino acids. Gene Ontology annotation, biological process: DNA repair. The record is from RefSeq and is a predicted model, not a curated record.